AUGUCGUCAACACAGAUUGCCUCUUCCUUUGUAGAGGACGCUCCUCCAGGCGAGCUGUCCAAUGUCAUCACCGACAUCAAGGCUCUGACACCGUCCGAGUCAAGUCUGAUCUCCAACAUCUCNCCCGCCAUCACCAAGUACCACGAGACACAAUUCAGCACAGUCAAGCUGCCCGGCAGCAGCGGCAGCGUCCUCGUCAGCGAGUUCAACAGCCUGGGCAACAACCGCUACUACGACAGCGCAAACAACACGGCCUUCGACUUUGAUCCCGUCGAGCAAAAGGCCUCCAACGCACAGAGCCACUCNCUCGACAGCCAAAACGCCGAUACGAUCCAGAAGCUGCACAAGGCCCUGCGCGCCCACGCCGACGAACACUACCCAGCUGCCACUGUCGGCGUCUUCCCCGCCGACAACGACUCCAAGAUUGCCCUCGUCCUCGUCAGCAAUAAGUACAGCCCCAACAACUUCUGGUAUGCUCCUCUAGAUGCCUUUCUCUCAUGGAGCACAAGACUAACACAGACACACCAGNNGAAUGGCCGCUGGCGCGCACACUACCUCUUCUCUCCCUCCAACAACUCCCUCUCCGGCGCCAUCAACAUCGACGUGCACUACUACGAAGACGGCAACGUGCGUCUCCAAACCUCCAAGCCCGUCUCUGUCUCCUCCGCCACUGAUGCAGUCCGCGAGAUCGCAAAGCUGGAGAAGCAGUACCAGACAGAAGUCAACCAGGCUUUCACAAAACUCAACGAGGGUGCCUUCAAGGGCUUGCGAAGGCAAUUGCCCGUUACCCGCCAAAAGGUCGAGUGGGAGAAAAUUAGUGGUUACAGGGAUAUCGGCGGUGGAAGAUCGAGAUAG
This is a messenger RNA of Aureobasidium vineae, 855 nucleotides long. Lineage: Eukaryota; Fungi; Ascomycota; Dothideomycetes; Dothideales; Saccotheciaceae. The record is from the annotation of a GenBank genome assembly.